GUACCGGCACCUGUGAUCGACCCUUCGACUCUCGAGACACAGCUGCAGAUGUUCGACAGCCCGGAAAAGAUAGCGCCAAGCAACAACAACAGACAGGCGGACAAGGCCAUGCGGCCUCCGAUCCAAGCUGUGAAGCCCCAGCUGCCAGAUGAUGUGCUGCCUGGCAUCAAAGCACAGAUCGAUGAGAAUCUGAAGGAGCCUAUGGAUGUAGUGGAGGCUCAGAAGCAG
This is a messenger RNA of Symbiodinium sp. CCMP2456, 228 nucleotides long. NCBI's taxonomy places the organism in Eukaryota, Dinophyceae, Suessiales, Symbiodiniaceae. The record is from the annotation of a GenBank genome assembly.